AUGCCCCUGAUAGAGUGGUGAGGGGUUUGUGAUGUGUGGUGAGGUUAUGAGAUGAUGGGUGAGGGCAUGUGUGUGGGGGGGGGUCAUGUGAUGUGGUGAGGCUAUGAUGAUGAUGGGUGAGGUCAGAUGAUGUGUGGUGAGGUUAUGAUGAUGUGGUGGGAUGUGAUGGGUAGGUCUAUUUGAUGUGGUAGGUCUUGAUGUUGGUAGGUCUAUGUAUUGGUGAUGCCCUGAGAUAUGGGGGUGAGGUCUAUGUGAGUUGGUGAGUCCGAGAGAGUGGUGAGGUCUUGUGAUGUGGUGAGGUCUAGAUUGAUGUGGGAGGUCUUGAUGAUGUGGUUUAUGCCAUGAUGUGAUGUGGUGAGUCCCGAUGAUGAUGUGGUGAGGUCUAUGAUGUGAUGUGGGGAGGUCUUAUGAGAUGUGGUGAGGGCUUGAGAGUGGUGAUGUCCUGAUGAUGAUGUGGUGAGUCCCUGAUGUGAGUGGGGUUUUCUAUGAGAGUGGUGAGGUCUGAUGGGUGAUGUCCCUGGGUGAUGAGUGGUGAGGUCUAUGAUGAUGAUGUGGUGAGGUCUAUGAUGAUGAUGUGGUGAGGUCGAUGAUGAUGAUGUGGUGAGGUCUAUGAUGAUUGGGGAGGUCUUGAUGAUUGGGUGAUGCCCUGAUGAUGAUGGGUGGGUUUUGAUGUGAUGUGGGGAGGUUAUGAUAUGAGGGGGGGGGUCUAUGAUGAGUGGUGAGUCUAAUGAUAGUGGUGAUGUCCCCUGAUGAUGAGGGUGAGGUCUAUGAGAUGAUGGGUGAGCUUGAUGUGUGUGGAGGUCUAGUGAGUGGUGAGGCUUGUGGUUUUGGGGAUGUCUUUUUGAUAUGUGGUGAGGUCAUGUGAUGAUGAGUGGGGGGUCUAUGAUGUGAGUGGUGAUGUCCCCUGAUGAUGAGUGGGGGAGGUCUAUGAUGAUGAUGUGGUGGGUUAUGAUGUGAUUGGGGAGGUCUAUGAUGAUGUGGGGAGGUCAUGAGAUGUGGUGAGUUACGUGAUGAUGUGGUGAGGGCUAUGAUGAUGAGUGGUGAGGGCUAUAGAGAUGAGUGGUGAGGUCUUGAUGAGAUUUUGGGGAUGUUAUGAUGAUGAUGUGGGGAGGUUAUGAUAUGAUGUGGUGAGGGUUUUGAUGAUGAUGUGGGUGAGGGGCUUUUAGAUGAUGUGGGGGUCCUGUGUGUGGGUGAGGUCUAUGAUGAGAUGUGGUGGGUUAUGAUGAUGAUGUGGUGAUGUCUAUGUGUGAUGUGGGAGGUCUAUGAUGUGUGUGGUGAGGGUUUUGUGAUGAGUGGUGAGUUAUGAUGAUGUGUGGUGGGGGUAGAUGAUGAUGGGUGAGGUUUAUGAUGAUUUAAGCGCAUUUAGCAGAGUCUUUUCCAGAGCGAUUACAGUAGUGGUGCAUACUAAUUUUUUUUUUCAUUCGGGCCCCCGGGGGUCGAACCCCAACCGGCGUUGCAAACGCCUGCUUACCAAAAUGAGCUAAAACCCCGCCCGGCCAUUUCCCCCCCACCUGGAACGGGGCCAAUUUUUCGCCCCAGGGGUUCCUGGCGUGGCGGGUACGACAGAGCCGGAUUGAACCCGGAUGGCUUAGACCACUGCGCCACUCGGGAGGUAUGUGGUGAGGUCUAAUGAUGAUGUGGUGCUGUCCAUGUGGAGUGAUGUGGUGAGUCUCGAUGAGUGGUGAGGUUAGAUGAUGAAGUGGUGAGGUCUAUUGAUGAUGAUGUGAUGUAUAUGAUGAUGUGGUGAGGUCUAUGAUGAUGAUGUGGUGCGGUCUUAUGCUGAUGUGGUGAUGUCUAUGAUGAAUGAUUUUGGUAGAUGUAUAUGAUGAGGUGGUGUGGUGAUAUGUCUUCUCUGGGUUUUACAGGGGACUGGGUUGUAUAGGAUACAGGAUUAAUUGCAGUGAGAUAGCCUAUUGAUUCUGAGUGUUCUCAUGUUGCAAAAUACACACACAUACAUGAUUAAAGGGUGAUUGUCCCUGACCAAUCAUGUUAUCAGAAUAAAAUGUGCAUUACUACAAUUAUUUUUAUACCAGCAAUCUGCGAUUUGCAAGUAGUUUACCUGUCCCCCCCCCCCGCUAUCUAUCCUUCUCCCUCCCUCCCUCUUCUCUCGCUCUCUCUCUCCCUCUCUCUCCCACAGUCCUUCUGACUAGGUCACAGUCCUCCUGACUAGGUCAAAGCACUCCUGACAAGGUCACAGCCCUCCUGACUAGGUCACAGUCCUCCCGACUAGAUCACAGUCCUAUGGGACUAUGUCACAGUCCUCCCAAAGAGGUCACAGCCCUACUGAUAGGUAACAGUCCUCCAGAACUAGGUCAAAAGUCCUAUUGAGAGGUCUAACCUCGACUGACCUAGGUACAGCCUCCGACUAUGUCACAGUACUCCCAAUAGGGUCACAGUCCUCCGAGUAGAUCUCAGCUCUCCUGAUAGGUCCACAGCCCUUCCUGAACUGUGUCCACAGUCCUCCGACUAGGUCCAGUCCUCUUGAGUAGGUCCAGCUCAUGACUAGGGUCCACAGCCCUCCUGCGACUAUGUCACAUUUCUCCCGACUAGGUCACAGUCUCCUGAGUUGGUCUCAGCUCUCAUGACUAGGUCACAGUCUCCGAAUGUCUCAGCCCUCCUAAGUAGGUCUCAUCUCUCCUGAAGUAGGUCACAGCCCUCGCUGAUAGGUUCACAGUCCUCCCGGACUAGGUCCAAAGUACGCCUGAGUCGGUCAGCUCCGACUAGGUCACAGCCCUCUGACUAGGUCCAGUCUCCUGAUAGGUCACAGUCCUCCUGAGUAGGUCUCAGCUUCCCUGAUAGGUACAGCCUCUAUAGUCACAGUCUCCGAUAGGUCACUCCUCUGAGUAGGUCUCAGCUCUCCUGACUAGGUCACAGCCCUCUGACUAGUCACAGUCCUCCCGACUAGGUCACAGUCCCCCUGAUAGGUCAGCUCUCCUAUAGGUCCAGCCUCCGAAUAGGUUCACCCCUAGUAGGUCUCAGCCUCCUGAGUAGGUCACAGUCCUCCUGACUAGGUCACAGCUCCGACUAGUCAAGUCUCCUGAUAGGUCCAGCUCUUGAUAGUCCAGCCUCCUGACUAGGUCACAGUCUCUGAGUAGGUCACAUCCUCCUGAUAGGUCCACUUCCUACUAGUCACAGCCUCCUGACUAGGUCACAGUCCUCCCGACUAGGUCACAGUCCUCGAGGGUCUCAGUCUCCUGAUAGGUCACAGCCCUCCUGGGCUAGGUCACAGCCUCCUGAGUAGGUCACAGUCCCUGAGUAGGUCCAGCUCUCCUGACUAGGUCACCCGCCCUCCUGACUAUGUCACAGUCUCCCGACUAGGUCACAGUCCUCUUGAGUAGGUCUCAGCUCUUGACUAGGUCACAGCCUCCUGACUAUGUACAGUCCUCCGACUAGGUCCAGUCCUCCUGAGUAGGUCUCAGCUCUCCUGACUAGGUCACAGUCUCCGAAUAGGUCUCAGCCUCCUAAGUGGUCUCAGCUCUCCUGAUGGUCAAGUCCUCCUGACUAGGUCACAGUCCUCCAGACUAGGUCACAGUCCUCUGAGUAGGUCUCACUCUCCUGACUAGGUCCACAGCCCUCCUGAUAGGUCACAGUCUCCUGAGUAGGUCACAGUCCUCCUGAGUAGGUCUCAGCUCUCGACUAGGUCACAGCCCUCCUGACUAUGUCACAGUCCUCCCGACUAGGUCACAGUCCUCUUGAGUAGGUCUCAGCUCUCCUGAUAGGUCACAACCCACUCCAGCCAUGUCACAUCCCUUCCCAACUAGGUCACAGCCCUCUGACUAGUCACAGUCUCCCGACUAGGUCACAGUCCUCUGAGUAGGUCUCAGUCUCCUGACUAGGUCACAGCCUCCUGACUAUGCUCAGCCUCCAACUAGGUCACAGUCCUCCUGAGUAGUCAUCAGCUCCUCCUGACUAGGUCACAGCCUCCGACUAUGUCACAGUCCUCCCGACUAGGUCACAGUCCUCUUGAGUAGGUCUCAGCCUCCUGACUAGGUCACACCCUCUGACUAGUCACAUCCUCCCGAUAGGUCACAGUCCUCCUGAGUUGGUCUCAGCCCUCCUGACUAGUCACAGUCCUCCCGAUAGGUCACAGCCUCUAAGUAGGUCUCAGCUUCCUGAGUAGGUCCACAGCCCUCCUGACUAGGUCCAGUCCUCCCGACUAGGUCACAGCCUCCUGAGUAGGUCUCAGCUCUCCUGACUAGGUCACAGCCCUCCUGACUAGGUCACAGUCCUCCUGAGUAGGUCACAGCCUCCUGAGUAGUUCUCAGCUCCUGACUAGGUCACAGCCCUCCCGACUAUGUCACAGUCCUCCCGACUAGGUCACAGCUCCUGAGUAGGUUCAGCUCUCCUGAUAGGUCACAGCCUCCUGACUAGGUCACAGCUCCCCUGAUAGGUCACAGCUCCCUGACUAGGUCACAGUCCUCCUGAGUAGGUCUCAGCUCUCCUGACUAGGUCACAGCCCUCCUGACUAGGUCACCAGUCCUCUGAAGUAGGUCACAGUCCUCCUGAGUAGGUCUCAGCUCUCCUGAUAGGUCACAGCCCUCCUGACUAGGUCACAGUCCUCCCGACUAGGUCACAGUCCUUUGAGUAGGUCUCAGCUCUCCUGGACUAGGGUCACAGCCCUCCUGACUAUGUCACAGUCCUCCCGACUAGGUCCCAGUCCUCCUGAGUAGGUCUUCAAGCUCUCCUGACUAGGUCACAGUCCUCCGAAUAGGUCUCAGCCCUCCUAAGUAGUGUCUCAGCUCUCCUGAGUUAGGUCACAUUCCUCCUGAUAGGUUCACAGUCACUCCAGACUAGGGUCCACAGUCCUCCUGAGUAGGUCUCAGCUCUUCCUUGACUAGGUCACAGGCCCUUCCUGACUCGGUCACAGUCCUCCUGAGUAGGUCACUAGGUCACAGUCAUCGAGUAGGUCUCAGCCUCUCCAUGACUAGCGUCACCAGCCCUCCUGACUAUGUCACAGUCCUCCCGACUAGGUCACAGUCCUCUUGAGUAGGUCUCAGCUCUCCUGACUAGGUCACAACCCUCCUGACCAUGUCACAGUCCUCCCGACUAGGUCACAGUCCUCCUGAGUAGAUCUCAGCUCUACUGACUAGGUCACAGCCCUCCUGACUAAUACACAGUCCUCCCGACUAGGUCACAGUCCUCCUGAGUAGGUCUCAGCUCUCCUGACUAGGUCACAGUCCUCUGAAUAGGUCUCAGCCUUCCUAAGUAGGUCUCAGCUCUCCUGAGUAGGUCACAGUCCUCCUGACUAGGUCACAGUCCUCCCGACUAGGUCACAGUCCUCCUGAGUAGGUCUCAGCUCUCCAGACUAGGUUACAGCCCUCCUGACUAGGUCACAGCCCUCCUGACUAGGUCACAGUCCUCCUGAGUAGGUCUCAGCUCUCCUGACUAGGUCAAAGCCCUCCUGACUAUGUCACAGUCCUCCCGACUAGGUCACAGUCCUCUUGAGAAGGUCUCAGCUCUCCUGACUAGGUCACAGUCCUCCUGACUAGGGUCUCAGCUCUCCUGACUAGGUCACAGCCUCCUGACUAGGUCUCAGCCCUCUGAGGUAGGGUUCUUCAGCACUCCUGACUAGGUCACAGUCCCUCCCUGAGUAGGUCACAGCCCUCCUGAGUAGUUCUCAGCUCGCCUGUCUAGGUCACAGCCCUCCUGACUAUGUCACAGUCCUCCCGACUAGGUCACAGUCCUCUUGAGUAGGUCUCAGCUCUCCUGACUAGGUCACAGCCCUCCUGACUAUGUCACAGUCCUCCCGACUAGGUCACAGUCCUCCUGAGUAGGUCUCAGCUCUCCUGACUAGGUCACAGUCCUCCGAAUAGGUCUCAGCCCUCCUAAGUAGGUCUCAGCUCUCCUGAGUAGGUCACAGUCCUCCUGACUAGGUCACAGUCCUCCCGACUAGGUCACAGUCCUCCUGAGUAGGUCUCAGCUCUCCUGACUUGGUCACAGCCCUCCUGACUAGGUCACGGUCCUCCUGAGUAGGUCACAGUCCUCCUGAGUAGGUCUCAGCUCUCCUGACUAGGUCACAGCCCUCCUGACUAUGUCACAGUCCUCCCGACUAGGUCACAGUCCUCUUGAGUAGGUCUCAGCUCUCUUGACUAGGUCACAACCCUCCUGACCAUGUCACAGUCCUCCCGACUAGGUCACUGUCCUCCUGAGUAGGUCUCAGCUCUACAGACUAGGUCACAGCCCUCCUGACUAUGUCACAGUCCUCCCGACUAGGUCACAGUCCUCCUGAGUAGGUCUCAGCUCUCCUGACUAGGUCACAGUCCUCUGAAUAGGUGUCAGCCCUCCUAAGUAGGUCUCAGCUCUCCUGAGUAGGUCACAGUCCUCCUGACUAGGUCACAGUCCUCCCGACUAGGUCACAGUCCUCCUGAGUAGGUCUCAGCUCUCCUGACUAGGUCACAGCCUUCCUGACUAGGUCACAGCCCUCCUGACUAGGUCACAGUCCUCCUGAGUAGGUCUCAGCUCUCCUGACUAGGUCACAGCACUCCUGACUAUGUCACAGUCCUCCCGACUAGGUCACAGUCCUCUUGAGUAGGUCUCAGCUCUCCUGACUAGGUCACAGUCCUCCUGACUAGGUCUCAGCUCUCCUGACUAGGUCACAGCCCUCCUGACUAGGUCUCAGCCCUCCUGAGUAGGUCUCUGCACUCCUGACUAGGUCACAGUCCUCCUGAGUAGGUCACAGCCCUCCUGAGUAGAUCUCAGCUUGCCUGACUAGGUCACAGCCCUCCUGACUAUGUCACAGUCCUCCCGACUAGGUCACAGUCCUCUUGAGAUAGAUCUCAGCUCUUCUGAGUAGGUCACAGCCCUCCUGACUAUGUCACAGUCCUCCCGACUAGGUCACAGUCCUCUUUAGUAGGUCUCAGCUCUCCUGACUAGGUCACAGCCCUCCUGACUAUGUCACAGUCCUCCCGACUAGGUCACAGUCCUCCUGAGUAGGUCUCAGCUCUCCUGAGUAGGUCUCAGCUCUCCUGACUAGGUCACAGCCCUCCUGACUAGGUCCCAGCCCUCCUGAGUAGGUCUCAGCUCUCCUGACUAGGUCACAGUCCUCCUGAGUAGGUCACAGCCCUCCUGAGUAGUUCUCAGCUCGCCUGACUAGGUCACAGCCCUCCUGACUAUGUCACAGUCCUCCCGACUAGGUCACAGUCCUCUUGAGUAGGUCUCAGCUCUCCUGACUAGGUCACAGCCCUCCUGACUAUGUCACAGUCCUUCCGACUAGGUCACAGUCCUCCUGAGUAGAUCUCAGCUCUCCUGAGUAGGUCUCAGCUCUCCUGACUAGGUCACAGCCCUCCUCAGUAGGUCUCAGCCCUCUUGAGUAGGUCUCAGUCUCCGGACUAGGUCACAGUCCUCCUGACUAGGUCUCAGCUCUCCUGACUAGGUCACAGCCCCCCUGAGUAGGUCUCAGCCCUCCUGAGUAGGUCUCAGCUCUCCUGACUAGGUCACUGCCCUCCUGAGUAGGUCUCAGCUCUACUGACUAGGUCACAGUUCUCCCGACUAGGUCACAGCCCUCCUGAGUAUGUCACAGUCCUCCUGACUAGGUCACAGUCAUCUGAAUAGGUGUCAGCCCUCCUAAGUAGGUCUCAGCUCUCCUGAGUAGGUCACAGUCCUCCUGACUAGGUCACAUUCCUCCCGACUAGGUCACAGUCCUCCUGAGUAGGUCUCAGCUCUUCUGUCUAGGUCACAGCCUCCUGACUAUGUCACAGUCCUCCCGACUAGGUCACAGUCCUCUUGAGUAGGUCUCAGCUCUCCUGACUAGGUCACAGCCCUCCUGACUAUGUCACAGUCCUCCCGACUAGGUCACAGUCCUCUUGAGUAGGUCUCAGCUCUCCUGACUAGGUCACAGCCCUCCUGACUAGGUCACAGUCCUCCGAUAGGUCACCAGUCCCCCUGAGUAGGGUCUCCAGCUCUCCUGACUAGGUCACAGCCCUCCUGACUAGGUCACAGUCCUCCCGACUAGGUCACAGUCCUCCUGAGUAGGUCUCAGCUCUCCUGACUAGGUCACAGCCCUCCUGACUAGGUCACAGCCCUCCUGACUAGGUCACAGUCCUCCGACUAGGUCCAGUCCUCUGAGUAGGUUCAGCCCUGACUAGGUCACAGCCCUGACUAGGUCACAGUCCUUCCGAUAGGUCACAAGACUAUGUUUCCCACAGUCCCCUCCGACUAGGUCACAGUCCUCUUGAGUAGGUCUCAGCUCUCCUGACUAGGUCACGCCCUCCUGACUAUGUCACAGUUCUCCCGACUAGGUCACCGUCCCUCCUGAGUAGGUCUCAGCUCUCCUGACUAGGUCACAGUCCCUCCGAAUAGGUCUCAGCCCUCCUAAGUAGGUCUCAGCUCUCCUGAGUAGGUCACAGUCCUCCUGACUAGGUCACAGUCCUCCAGACUAGGUCACAGUCCUCCUGAGUAGGUCUCAGCUCUCCUGACUAGGUCACAGCCCUCCUGACUAGGUCACAGUCCUCCUGAGUAGGUCACAGUCCUCCUGAGUAGGUCUCAGCUCUCCUGACUAGGUCACAGCCCUCCUGACUAGGUCACAGUCCUCCCGACUAGGUCACAGUCCUCCUGAGUAGGUCUCAGCUCUCCUGACUAGGUCACAGCCCUACACUUGGACUCAAUGGUCACACAGUCCCUCCUGAGUUAGGUCUCAGCUCUCCUGACUAGGUCACAGCCCUCCUGACUAUGUCACAGUCCUCCCGACUAGGUCACAGUCCUCUUGAGUAGGUCUCAGCUCUCCUGACUAGGUCACAGCCCUCCUGACUAUGUCACAGUCCUCCCGACUAGGUCACAGUCCUCCUGAGUAGGUCUCAGCUCUCCUGACUAGGUCACAGUCCUCCGAAUAGGUCUCAGCCCUCCUAAGUAGGUCUCAGCUCUCCUGAGUAGGUCACAGUCCUCCUGACUAGGUCACAGUCUCCAGGGACUAGGGCACAGUCUCCUGAGUAGGUCUCAGCUCUCCUGACUAGGUCACAGCCCUCCUGGACUAGGUCACAGUCCUCCUGAGUAGGUCACAGUCCUCCUGAGUAGGUCUCAGCUCUCCCUGACUAGGUCACAGCCCUCUGACUAUGUCACAGUCCCUCCGACUAGGUCACAGUCCUCUUGAGUAGGUCUCAGCUCUCCUGACUAGGUCACAACCCUCCUGACAUGUCACAGUCCUCCCGACUAGGUCACAGUCCUCCUGAGUAGGUCUCAGCUCUCCUGACUAGGUCACAGCCUCCUGACUAAUCACAGUCCUCCGAACUAGGUCACAGUCCUUCCUGAGUAGGUCUCAGCUCUCCUGACUAGGUCACAGUCCUCCCGGAAUAGGUCUCAGCUCUCCUGUAGGUCUCAGCCUCGGUAGGUCCGUCCUCCUGAGUAGGUCACCCCAGGGCCUCCGACUAGGUCACAGCCUCCUGAGUAGGUUCAGCUCUCCUGACUAGGUCACAGCCCUCCUGACUAGGUCACAGUCCCUCCGACUAGGUCACAGUCCUCUGAGUAGGUCUCAGCUCUCCUGAUAGGUCACAGCCCUCCUGACUAUGUCACAGUCCUUCCCCGACUAGGUCACAGUCCUCUUGAGUAGGUCUCAGCUCUCCUGACUAGGUCACAGCCUCCUGACUAGGUCUCAGUCUCCUGACUAGGUCCACAGGCCCUCCUGACUAGGUCUCAAGCCCUCCUGAGUAGGUCUCAGCACUCCUGAUAGGUCACAGUCCUCCUGAGUAGGUCACAGCCCUCCUGGUAGUUUCAGCUCGCCUGUCUAGGUCACAGCCCUCCUGACUAUGUCACAGUCCUCGACUAAGUCACAGUCCUCUUGAGUAGGUCUCAGCUCUCCUGAGUAGGUUCAGCUCUCCGACUAGGUCAACUCCCUCCUGAGUAGGUCUCAGCUCUCGACUAGGUCACAGUUCUCCCGCUAGGUCACAGCCCUCCUGAGUAUGUCACAGUCCUCCUGACUAGGUCACAGUCAUCUGAAUAGGUGUUCAGCCCUCCUAAGUAGGUCUCAGCUCUCCUGAGUAGGUCACAGUCCCCCUGACUAGUCACAUCCUCCCGACUAGGUCACAGUCCUCCUGAGUCAGGUCUCAGCUCUUGCUGCUAGGUCACAGCCCUCCUGACUAUCACAGUCCUCCGACUAGGUCACAGUCCUCCCUUUAGUAGGUCUCAGCUCUCCUGACUAGGUCACAGCCUCCUGACUAUGUCACAGUCCUCCCGACUAGGUCACAGUCCUCUUGAGUAGGUCUCAGCUCUCCUGACUAGGUCACAGCCCUCCUGACUAGGUCACAGUCCUCCUGAGUAGUCAGUCCUCUGAGUAGGUCUCCUCUCCUGACUAGGUCACAGCCCUCCUGACUAUGUCACAGUCCUCCCGAUAGGUCACAGUCCUCCUGAGUAGUGUCAGCUCUCCUGACUAGGUCACAGCCUCCUGACUAGUCACAGCCUCGACUAGGUCACAGUCCUCCCGAUAGGUCACAGUCCUCCUGAGUAGGUCUCAGCUCUCCUGACUAGGUCACAGCCCUCCUGACUAGGUCACAGUCCUCCUGAGUAGGUCACAGUCUCCUGAGUAGGUCUCAGCUUCCUGACUAGGUCACAGCCCUCCUGACUAUGUCACAGUCCUCCCGACUAGGUCACAGUCCUCUGAGUAGGUCUCAGCUCUCCUGACUAGGUCACAGCCCUCCUGACUAUGUCACACGCCUCCCGACUAGGUCACAGUCCUCUGAGUAGGUCUCAGCUCUCCUGACUAGGUCACAGUCCUCGAAUAGGUCCUCGCCUCCUAAGUAGGUCUCAGCUCUCCUGAGUAGGUCACAGCUCUCCUGACUAGGUCACAGUCCUCCAGACUAGGGCACAGUCCGAGUCUCACUCUUGACUAGGUCACAGCCUCCUGACUAGGUCACAGUCCUCCUGAGUAGGUCACAGCCUCCUGAGUAGGUUCUCAGCUCUCCGACUAGGUCACAGCCCUCCUGACUAGGUCACGCCCUCCUGAUAGGUCACAGUCCUCUGAGUAGGUCUCAGCUCUCCUGACUAGUCACAGCCUCCUGACUAGGGCCACCUCCCGAGUAGGUCACAGUCUCUGAGUAGGUCUCAGCUCUCCUGACAGUCAGCCUCUGACUAGGUCACAGUCCUGACUAGGUACAGUCCUCUGAUGGUUAGCCUCCUUGAAUAGGUCAAAGCCCUGCCUGAAUAGUCACAGUCCUCCCGACUAGGUCCACGUCCUCCUGAGUAUUUGGUCUCAGCUCUCCUGAGUAGGUCUCAGCUCUCCUGACUAGGUCACCCGCCCCUCCUGACUAGGUCUCAGCCCUCAUGAGUAAGGUCUUCAUGCUCUCCUGACUAGGUCCACAGUCCUCCUGAGUAGGGUCACAGCCCUCCUGAGUAGUUCUCAAGCUCGCCUCUGACUAGGUCACAGCCCUCCUGACUAUGUCACAGUCCUCCCGACUAGGUCACAGGUCCCUCUUGAGUAGGUCUCAAGCUCUCCUAUGAUAGGUCACAGCCCUCCUGACUAUGUCACAGUCAGUCCCGACUAGGUCACAGUCCUCCUGAGUAGGUCUCAGCUCUCUGAGUAGGUCUCAGCUCUCCUGACUAGGUACAGCCCUCCUCAGUAGGUCUCAGCCCUCUGAGUAGGUCUCAGCUCUCCUGACUAGGUCACAGUCCUCUGACCAGGUCUCAGCUCAUAUGACUAGGUCACAGCCCCCCUGAGUAGGUCUCAGCCCUCCUGAGUAGGUCUCAGCUCUCCUGACUAGGUCACAGCCCUCCUGAGCUAUGUCACAGUCCUCCUGACUAGGUCACAGUCCUCUGAAUAGGUGUCAGCCCUCCUAAGUAGGUCUCAGCUCUCCUGAGUAGGUCACAGUCCUCCUGACUAGGUCACAGUCCUCCCGACUAGGUCACAGUCCUCCUGAGUAGGUCUCAGCUCUCCUGACUACGUCACAGCCCUCCUGACUAGGUCACAGCCCUCCUGACUAGGUCACAGUCCUCCUGAGUAGGUCUCAGCUCUCCUGACUAGGUCACAGCCCUCCUGACUAUGUCACAGUCCUCCCGACUAGGUCACAGUCCUCUUGAGUAGGUCUCAGCUCUCCUGAGUAGGUCUCAGCUCUCCUGACUAGGUCACAGCCCUCCUCAGUAGGUCUCAGCCCUCUUGAGUAGGUCUCAGCUCUCCUGACUAGGUCACAGUCCUCCUGACUAGGUCUCAGCUCUCCUGACUAGGUCACAGCCCCCCUGAGUAGGUCUCAGCCCUCCUGAGUAGGUCUCAGCUCUCCUGACUAGGUCACAGCCCUCCUGAGUAUGUCACAGUCCUCCUGACUAGGUCACAGUCCUCUGAAUAGGUGUCAGCCCUCCUAAGUAGGUCUCAGCUCUCCUGAGUAGGUCACAGUCCUCCUGACUAGGUCACAGUCCUCCCGACUAGGUCACAGUCCUCCUGAGUAGGUCUCAGCUCUCCUGACUAGGUCACAGCCCUCCUGACUAGGUCACAGCCCUCCUGACUAGGUCACAGUCCUCCUGAGUAGGUCUCAGCUCUCCUGACUAGGUCACAGCCCUCCUGACUAUGUCACAGUCCUCCCGACUAGGUCACAGUCCUCUUGAGUAGGUCUCAGCUCUCCUGACUAGGUCACAGUCCUCCUGACUAGGUCUCAGCCCUCCUGACUAGGUAUCAGCCCUCCUGAGUAGGUCUCAGCUCUCCUGACUAGGUCACAGUCCUCCUGAGUAGGUCACAGCCUUCCUGAGUAGUUCUCAGCUCGCCUGACUAGGUCACAGCCCUCCUGACUAUGUCACAGUCCUCCCGACUAGGUCACAGUCCUCUUGAGUAGGUCUCAGCUCUCCUGACUAGGUCACAGCCCUCCUGACUAUGUCACAGUCCUCCCGACUAGGUCACAGUCCUCUUGAGUAGGUCUCAGCUCUCCUGACUAGGUCACAGCCCUCCUGACUAUGUCACAGUCCUCCCGACUAGGUCACAGUCCUCCUGAGUAGGUCUCAGCUCUCCUGAGUAGGUCUCAGCUCUCCUGACUAGGUCACAGCCCUCCUGACUAGGUCUCAGCCCUCCUGAGUAGGUCUCAGCUCUCCUGACUAGGUCACAGUCCUCCUGAGUAGGUCACAGCCCUCCUGAGUAGUUCUCAGCUCGCCUGACUAGGUCACAGCCCUCCUGACUAUGUCACAGUCCUCCCGACUAGGUCACAGUCCUCUUGAGUAGGUCUCAGCUCUCCUGACUAGGUCACAGCCCUCCUGACUAUGUCACAGUCCUCCCGACUAGGUCACAGUCCUCUUGAGUAGGUCUCAGCUCUCCUGACUAGGUCACAGCCCUCCUGACUAUGUCACAGUCCUCCCGACUAGGUCACAGUCCUCCUGAGUAGGUCUCAGCUCUCCUGAGUAGGUCUCAGCUCUCCUGACUAGGUCACAGCCCUCCUGAGUAGGCCUCAGCCCUCCUGAGUAGGCCUCAGCUCUCCUGACUAGGUCACAGUCCUCCUGAGUAGGUCUCAGCUCUCCUGAGUAGGUCUCAGCUCUCCUGACUAGGUCACAGCCCUCCUGAGUAGGCCUCAGCCCUCCUGAGUAGGUCUCAGCUCUCCUGACUAGGUCACAGUCCUCCUGAGUAGGUCUCAGCCCUCCUGAGUAGGUCUCAGCUUUCCUGACUUGGUCACAGUCCUCCUGAGUAGGUCUCAGCCCUCCUGAGUAGGUCUCAGCUCUCCUGACUAGGUCACAGUCCUCUUGAGUAGGUCUCAGCCCUCCUGAGUAGGUCUCAGCUCUCCUGAGUAGGUCUCAGUCCUCCUGACUAGGUCUCAGUCCUCCCUGAAGUCCCUACUACCCUCUCCAGAUGGUAUGUUAGUUAGGCUAUCCCACAGUCAGUCCCAGUCCAACCAUAACACACCACUUCAACAAACUCUUUGAACCUUAGUCAGUGUUCCAGGCCUGAAUUAAACUCAGCCUACGUAAAAAACACUGCACCCAAACAUGACAGGGAUCUCUUGAUCUACCAGCAGUUUAUUUGGUAUAAUCCCCAAAUUAUACAUGUUGGGACGCAUACAAAUACGAGCACACACACACACACACACACACACACACACACACACACACACACACACACACACACACACACACACACACACACGCACAGUGAUAAUUAGAACUAUUGCAGACUUAGGAGAGGAAAAGAGAAUAGAGGAGAGAAGAGAGAAAUACUUGAUCGGGCUCCUGGAGGAUUGCAGCUGUUGGGUGGUUGGUGAGUUUCCCAGGGCUGUGAACCGGUCCCAUGGGACAGAUGAGGCACUCUACUGGGCUUGGCCAGCUAAUGAGCCAGCCUCUCACAUUCACCCCCUGGUUCUUCCUCACACCAACCAUCCACAGUGGAUAUGUAUAAUAACAAGGGAAACAAAGCUAGAUGUAACUAUGGGAUUUACAUUAACCUCCCGAGUGGCGCAGUGGUCUAAGGCACUGCAUUGCAGUGCUAGCUGUGCCACUAGAGAUCCUGGUUCGAAUCCAGGGUCCAGGGUAGGGGAGGGAAUGGCCGGCAGGGAUGUAGCUCAGUUGGUAGAGCAUGGUGUUUGCAACGCCAGGGUUGUGGGUUCGAUUCCCACAGGCGGACAGUAUAAAAAAAUAAAAAAUAAUGUAUGCACUCACUAACUGUAAGUCGCUCUGGAAAAGAGUGUCUGCUAAAUGAAAAAAUAAAAAUAAAAAUGAAAUGGGGUUGCUAUUUAAUCAAGAUUUUUAUAGGCAUCACCACCAAGCGUCCACAGGUCCUCAUCUGCAUUGAGGCAUCACCACCACCAAGCAUCCACAGGUCCUCAUCUACAUUAAAGUUGCAUCCACUUUUCAACCUAAUUUUUCAGUAUCUCCAGCACCAUACCGGCAGGGUGGGAAAAUAUGUUUUGGGUCCACCAGCCACAGUGGCAGGUAGAUAAACACAUCUACCAGACAAAAUUGGUUUUUCGCCAUAAGGGGGGUCAUGUUUUUUUUCAAUUUCAGUCAGGGGGAGGGUUUACAUUUUUUAUUUUUUUAGUCCAGGGGAGGGUCAUGUAAUUUGUAAUCGAUUAAAUGUCAUAUUGCUCAGGGUUUGAGAAUACGUUUCUUAUUAUAGUAUCUCACGUGUGCCCGAUGAUGCCACUUAUCCCUGAUUCCCUGCUGGGUGCCCAAUUUCAAGUGGGCCUAUUGUGGUGUCAAUAAUAUUAUCCAUACAGUGCCUUUGCAAAAGUAUUCAUCCCCCUUGGCGUUUUUCCUAUUUUGUUGCAUUACAACCUGUAAUUUAAAUGGAUUUUUAUUUGGAUUUCAUGUAAUGGACAUACACAAAAUAGUCCAAAUUGGUGAAGUGAAAUGAAAAAAAUAGUAAAGGCCCCAUAUUGAUCGGUGCCUUCAAAUCUUUGUUGUGACUUACUACCAUAUAUGGGCAUACGAAUUUAUAAGGGCAGGGCGAGCCGAUUACCUCAUUCCAAGAUGGCUGCUACCUACAUUCCGGUUAGCAUUGUGAAGCAUAAAGGAAAUAAACAUGGAAUACGUUGAUACACACCGAAAGCCGGGACUCCACAGAUCAUGAAGAGGUCUUAUUUGUCUGCCUGUGACCUACUGUUAUUGAUCACCAGCCCAGAGAGUCAAAAUGUUUAUUUUACACAACGUUUUCACCAAACAGCAAACAUCUUACAAGGUAAGCUUAGAUUUGGUCUGUGUUUGAGAUAUAGCUACAUGGGGGUUAUCAAAUCUAGCCUAUUGCCAAUGUUAUCUGAUGAUGUAUGACUUAAUGGCAACAUCGAAUGUCCACCAAGUGACCAUAUCUUUGCGCAUCAAAAAUAUGACGUUGCUGAAGGCAUCCACUACACAGGGGAUUGGCUACUAUGGCAGCUUGACAGUCUUGUAGCCAAUGAGAUAAGCUUUCCAGGCAUAUGCAGUUGACCUGGGUGGGACAAAGCAAGGCCUAGAACCUUUUAUGCGUAAUGCGAACUAUUGCUACCUGGCUCAGAGACGAGAUGCACCGAACACGCUACGUUGCAUUGUAAACAGAUUUCAUCGCUUUACCAUAAAAGAUGGCUUCUAAAGGGGGGUAAAAAAAGUUAAAAACUAAGAAUAUUGAACAGGAAGCUAAAAAGAAGGCAGCUAUGAAUAAGUAUACCAACAUAGAAGCUUUGAAUAAAAUACUGGAGUCGGACUCGGAUCAGGGGAGCGAUUUGGACAAUGAGGAUUUCGACUUGGCUGACGAAGAAAAUUAUUUUCAUUACUAUAUAUAGCUAAAAUGUAUUUCACUUUAAAUAAGCUUUGGAUUUAGUUUACAUAGGCCUAUGUAACAGGUCAUUUCAAUGUUAUAUAAGUAGUUAUUGCCUAUGUUUCAUAUUAGUUCACUGUUUGCUGUUCUAAGUUUCAUCCUUGUAACUUUGGAGAGGCCACUAAACUCUCAUGGCCAUUGUUUAUUUGUGGUUCUCACCUCUGCCUUUGUCUCCAAAGUGUUUCUGUUUGCAUUGUGUGUGCUUCACACCUUCUAUGUAAGUCACUGUACAGAUAAAGUUCAGGCUUGGUAUUUUUUCUUUACAGUAAUGUCGUUUUGUAAAUUUAGUCAACUGUAAUUCUGUGUGUCUUACAACAAUAUAUCCCUUAAUUUUUUUCACCACAGAGUGGAGGAUGCAGAGGAUUUGGAUGAUGACGUUUGGGAGCUACCCCUCCUCAGCAAGCGCCCCCGCCGGUCAAGGUCUUCAUCCCCCCCCACUGCUAUGUCAAUCACCCCGUCUGUUUGUUCUACAUACACUACUCCGCAAAGACCCCACUCCUCUUCAACCACCCCCACUGCAGGCCCUGGCACCACUCCCCUCUCUCUCUCUGCAAGUUCAUCUGGAGGUGUGGGGGCAGGGAGGAGAUCUAGGCCUCAACAGAGGAGAGGGAGAGGGAGAGGAAGCAGCACAACAGAGGAGAGGGAGAGGAAGCAGCACAACAGAGGAGAGGGAGAGGAAGCAGCACAACAGAGGAGAGGGAGAGGAAGCAGCACAACAGAGGAGAGGGAGAGGGAGAGGCAGUGGAAGCAGCACAACAGAGGAGAGGGAGAGGCAGUGGAAGCAGCACAACAGAGGAGAGGGAGAGGCAGUGGAAGCAGCACAACAGAGGAGAGGGAGAGGCAGUGGAAGCAGCACAACAGAGGAGAGGGAGAGGGAGAGGCAGUGGAAGCAGCACAACAGAGGAGAGGGAGAGGCAGUGGAAGCAGCACAACAGAGGAGAGGGAGAGGCAGUGGAAGCAGCACAACAGAGGAGAGGGAGAGGCAGUGGAAGCAGCACAACAGAGAAGAGGGAGAGGCAGUGGAAGCAGCACAACAGAGGAGAGGGAGAGGCAGUGGAAGCAGCACAACAGAGAAGAGGGAGAGGCAGUGGAAGCAGCACAACAGAGGAGAGGGAGGGGGAGAGGCAGUGGAAGCAGCACAACAGAGGAGAGGGAGGGGGAGAGGCAGUGGAAGCAGCACAACAGAGGAGAGGGAGAGGCAGUGGAAGCAGCACAACGCAGUGGAAGCAGCACAACAGAGGAGAGGGAGAGGCAGUGGAAGCAGCACAACAGAGGAGAGGGAGAGGCAGUGGAAGCAGCACAACAGAGGGAGAUUAAACUGAGGACAGGUGGCAUACGGUCCUUGAAGAUGAGGAGGAGACAGAACAAUUUAGGUUUAAACCCCAACGACCUGAAGGCCCACAGUUGGUUAGUGAUGAAAACAUACACCCCCUUUCAGCUGUUUCAGCUGUACUUUACCACCGCUGUACUGGGAACACUAAUUAGUCAUACCAACAAGUAUGGGGACAAGAAGCAGCAGGGGGGAAGGAAGAAGUCCUGGAAACCUGUCACCAUGGGUGACAUGCUCAACUACGUUUCCUUGGUGAUUUACAUGGGACUGGUAAAGGUUUCAAGACUAGUUGACAACUGGAGCAAGUCCCGACUCUAUCAGUUGGAGUUCCCCACCUCCAUCAUGAGUGAAAACCGAUUCUUGGCCAUCAACCGUACUCUUCAUAUGAGUGACCCACAGAGGGAUCAGGAGAAUGUCCAGAAGAAGAGGACUGCAGGGUAUGAUCGUCCUGUAAGAGUCAAGACCCAUAUGAGAGUUGUUUAUACGAACGAGACAUGA
Messenger RNA from Coregonus sp. 'balchen', 18002 nucleotides. Lineage: Eukaryota; Metazoa; Chordata; Actinopteri; Salmoniformes; Salmonidae. The record is from the annotation of a GenBank genome assembly.